AUGGAAGAAACAGACUUCGAUCCCCUUACCGAAGAAGGCCAAGUUGAUAUUAACGACGAAGAACCGCUACUUCCCGACCAACCAAUCGACGAUUCCGUAAGGAGUAGAAUCAGAAAUGCCUUCGCACGUUCCAGAGAACGCAAUCACGCGGGACUGCGCGAGCACAUAGAGCUUCGAAACAUGGAAACCAUAGAAUGGGCAAAGCAAGAGCUAACGCGACGUUAUCCCCGUUUCGAGGCUGAUGAGGUAAAGCUUACAAAACGCAAAGACAAAGUCCUCAUAAGCGUUCAAGACCUAAGAUUUCCUGACAAAGACCGCUGGACAAAACCACAACUCCUCUUUGAUGAGAAUGGUGAUGUUAGGGGUGACGUCGCAAGAUUAAGAGGCUUCCAACAGGCUACUAGGAGCAUGUUAGAAAGGUUGGAAACCCUGAAUGAAAAGGUCGCGCUAGAAAGGCGCGUCGAGGAACUACAAGAAACGUUGGAAGAAAGGGAAGCAGAGUAUGUGCGACAAACCCGACUACUUUCUAAUGCUGAGAGACAAUUUAGUCAACAAGACGCAAGGAUGGAAGAAAUGGCGAAGCAGUUAGACGAUACGAAAAGGGAGUUAGAGAACGCUAGGAAAUCGCAUACUCCAACGGCGGUGUUAGAAAAAACACUAAGGGAGAGGGAGUCAAACUAUCAAAGGCAAUUGUCGCAGUUGAGUCAAAGUAAAGAUGAGGACAUAUUGACAAACAGGCGAGAAGCUGAAAAGGCCUUAAAUGAAAGGGAUACAGCUCGACGGGCUUUUAACCUUGCCUUAGAAGACCUAAACAUGAGUAAGGAGGAAGUUAAGAACUUAGAAGCCACCAUAGAGGGUUCUUUGGUGGAGAGGCGGCAGUUAAUUGCUGAAAUCAAGAUUAAAGAAGAGCAAAUCCAACAAAGAACCACAGCCAUCGAAGAUUUGGAAAGAAACAUAUCCGAAAAGCAGGAAAUAAUUAAUGACCAAAGUCGCCCUGAAGAGGAAAGGGAAGCAGCCCAAGCAGAAAAGGAAAGACUUCAGGAAGAAGUCGCGAAGUUGCAGGCGCAAAAAGAUAAAAUGGAAAGGGAAUUGGGGCUUACCACCAAGGAAAAGGUAAAAAGAGCCCUGAUGAAGUAUGGUGUGCCGCUGGCAUUUGCGAUUGCUAUUAGCACUGCAGUGGGUGUGAUUAUGUCUGCACUUAAAGCUGCGGGCUCGGGUGUAAAUAAGUUAGGUAAGGGGCUGACAAACAUGGGAAAAAAGAUGGCAGCCAGUCUUCCUGGGCUGCUUGGUUCUGUUGUUGGCUUGGCGCUUAGAGCCGGUGGAGAACUAUUGAAGUUCGUGGGGAAUAACAUUUGGAUCUUGGUCGUCGCUAUUGGGGUGGUCCUCCUCAAAAAGGUGAAGGGCUAG
Actinia tenebrosa (Australian red waratah sea anemone) is the source of this 1407-nucleotide messenger RNA. RefSeq names its product early endosome antigen 1-like. NCBI's taxonomy places the organism in Eukaryota, Metazoa, Cnidaria, Anthozoa, Actiniaria, Actiniidae. The record is from RefSeq and is a predicted model, not a curated record.